Tripterygium wilfordii is the source of this 1249-nucleotide messenger RNA. Its product is annotated as mitochondrial outer membrane protein porin 2-like. Gene Ontology annotation, biological process: monoatomic anion transmembrane transport. Gene Ontology annotation, cellular component: mitochondrial outer membrane. NCBI's taxonomy places the organism in Eukaryota, Viridiplantae, Streptophyta, Magnoliopsida, Celastrales, Celastraceae. The transcript is spliced from 6 exons. Gene Ontology annotation, molecular function: voltage-gated monoatomic anion channel activity. Bases 113 to 943 code for a protein of 276 amino acids. The record is from RefSeq and is a predicted model, not a curated record.
CGUGGCAACGCCAACCACGAAAAAAAGACUCUCAUAUAUUCUUCCCGACUCCUCGCAGAGUCUCUCUCAUCUUCACCACUUCCUCUCUCUCAUUCGCAAUACGCCUGCAACCAUGAGUAAGGGACCUGGACUCUUCUCUGACAUCGGCAAAAAGGCGAAAGAUCUCUUGUCGAAGGAUUACGGCUCCGAUCAGAAAUUCACCGUUUCCACUUACAGCGAUUCCGGCUUGGCCCUUACAUCAACAGCACUGAGCAAAGGAGCACUUUCAAGUGGGGAUGUUGCAGCACAAUACAAGUAUAAGACCUCUGUAUUCGAUGUCAAAGUUGAUUCAGAAUCUAGGAUCUCAACAACCCUCACUUUCACAGACCUACUUCCAUCUACAAAGACCAUUGCUUCGUUCAAGUUGCCUGAUUAUAACUCUGGGAAGUUGGAGGUUCAGUACUUCCAUGACCAUGCAACUUUCACUACAGCUGUUGGUUUGAACCAGUCUCCUGUUAUUGAUGUGACAGCCACCAUUGGUACUCCAGGCAUUGCCUUUGGUGGAGAGGCAGGUUAUGAUACUCCUUCUGGUGCUUUCACAAAGUACACUGCUGGCAUUAGUGUAACAAAACCAGAUUGGAGCUUUUCAAUUAUCUUGGGUGACAAGGGGGACACAAUUAGAUCCUCUUAUGUUCAUCAUCUGGAUCAGUUGAAAAAGACUGCUGCUGUUGGUGAACUCGCUAGAAGGUUUUCCACUAACGAGAACACUUUUACUGUCGGAGGCUCAUAUGUCGUUGAUCCCCUGACAGUGGUGAAAGCUAAGCUCAAUAACAAUGGGAAACUUGGGGCCGUGCUGCAGCAUGAGGUUAUACCCAAGUCAAUUGUGACCAUCUCUGGUGAAUUUGACACCAAGGCCUUGGACAAAAAUCCCAGGUUCGGCUUGGCUCUGGCCCUUAAGCCCUGAUAGUUCCAUGUUAUGUGGUGAUGCAUUGAAUGAAUUCACUGCAUAUUUCAUUUUUUUCCCCCGCGGUUGCACUUGGAAAUUUGAAAUACAGUGUCAAUAAGUAGUUCCACAGGUAUAUUUGUUUCUAGGUACAUGAUUACUGUGGAUGAAGUCUUUUGAUAAUUAGGUUUUACAAUGGUUUUCUAUUCCAUUGUCAUUUGUCCUCUCCUAUUGGAUUUUGAGGCAUUCAAGAACUUGCACCAUAAACUUUCCAUAUGUGGAGGAGUUCUAUGAUUUUUGAUUGAUUGGCAUUUGUUGAGAGCCUUA